GCGCCUCGAGCGGCGGAUUGCCGGCAAGCAUGGCGGCAUAUCAGUAUGACGAGACAGGCCAGUUCGGCUUCGUCAUCGUCGCCUUUUUGGCCAUCAUCCUCCUACCAUGGUCAUACAUCACUCUCAAGUCGCUCACGGCGGCAACGACGGCGACGAAGACUGCUCCGCCGUGUGCAGGAUGGCUAGACAAGGACGAGAGCAUCAAGAGAUCUACAAACGGUCGACAAGGCGCGCAAAAGCCACUUCCUUGGAAAACGCUCAUAUUGCUCAGUACUGGGUGGCUCGUGUUGGCCUACUACGGUCAGCGCGUCGCAAAGAUUGGACCAAACGCUGCAAUUUACGAUCCGUUUGCUAUCCUCGGCAUUUCGACUAGCUUGGGUGAGAAGGAAAUCAAGAGACACUACAAGCGGAUGACACUCAAAUUCCAUCCCGACAAAAUCAAGCUCAGCGAAAACCAGACGAAGGAGCAAGCAGAUGAGCACUUUGUCAAUAUCACAAAAGCAUACAAAGCUCUGACGGACGAAACUAUCCGCAAGAACUUUGAGCUGUACGGUCAUCCUGACGGCAAACAAGAAUUCUCGAUGGGCAUCGCUCUUCCCAAAUGGGUCGUCGAAUCGCAUAACAGCGGCUAUGUGAUCGGCAUCUACGCCCUUCUAUUCGGUAUCGCUCUACCUUACUUUGUCGGCCGUUGGUGGUACGGAUCGCGAAAGUAUACUAAAGAUCAGAUCCUCAAUUCGACCGCCGCCACCGUCUUCACCAAUCUCAAAGAAGAUUCCUCCUUUUCUGACCUUCUUGAGCUCCUCGCCAGUAGCGACGAGUUCAAUGGUCUCAAGCAGACCGAUAGCGGAGAGUACAGCAACGUCGAAACGCAGAUCAGAGUCUUGCUCAAGGCCAGAGGACGAGAUCUCUCUUCCAAUGCUCUGCUGCGCAAAACUCGAGCUAUGCGUGCUGCCGUUCUUCUCUAUGCGCAUCUCUUCCGCGUCAGCAUCAAGGAUGCCAAGCUUCUGCAAGAACGCAACGAGACAGUCUUGCUUGCGCACCAGCUGACGACAGCGCUCAGCAAUGUAGCGACGGCUUACUCGUGGCUGCAUACCCUGUCUCUCGUCAUCUCCGUCCAGCAACGCUUGAUGCAGGCUAUCCAUCCAACACUGCCCUCGCUACUGCAAGCUCCGGGUCUGACAAUCUCGGGAGCCGAAGCAGCUGCUCGAGCCGGUAUUCGAACAAUGAAAGAUCUAGCUCUAGCUGGCGACAAAGGCAAGGAAGUGCUCAAAGAUCUCGAACCGCGCGAUGCCCAGCGAGCAAUCGCCAUCGCACAACACUGGCCAUAUCUCGAGAUCGAGAGCGCCCAAUUCAAAGUGACGGGCGAGAAAGUCAUUACGCCUGGCUGCAUUGUCGCGCUCGUACUCAAGCUUCGUCUCGUGUAUCCACACAAGCCGAGUGAGAACGACGUCGAGAAGGUGUCUACCCAAGGACAGAUGACAGAGACGGUCAAAGAAGGCGAGAUGGAGAUCAAUGAGCUCAUCGGCCGAAAAGCCAAGGGUGCAGAUGGCGAAGAGCCUACACCCUUUGCGUGUGCGCCUCUCUUUCCUCGCCAUCGCAAGCCGACCUGGUCUGUCUUUGUUGGCGAUCAAAAGCUGGCAAAGAUCUUCGUAUUGCCCGCACGAUACACAGAUAUCGGAGCCAACUCGACGCGUACGAUCAGACAUACCUUCCAAGCACCGCCGGCGGCAGGCAUGUUCACUUUCCAAGCGUAUGUCAAGAGUGACAGCUACAUCGGCACCGACGUCCAGAAAGAUAUGAAGAUGGAGGUGAUACCCUUUGAAGCACUAGACGAUCUAGAUGAUGCGGAUGAUGACAUCUCUGAGCCCGAUGAGGACACCUUUGCUGGUCAGAUGGCUCAGAUGAAGGGCAAGCCUGUCAAGCGUAUCCCAGCAGCUCAAGAUGACGACGAUGAUGACGAUACUUCAGACGAUAGCUCAGAUGAUUCAGACGACUCUUCAGACUCGUCGGAUUCUUCAGACUCUGACUAGUCUGUUGCAUCUCUGCAUGCAUGCUCUGAUCUCGUGUUGCGUCGAGUGCAGAUCACUCCUCGGGGUCGUGUGU
This is a messenger RNA of Mixia osmundae IAM 14324, 2103 nucleotides long. RefSeq lists its product as uncharacterized. Gene Ontology annotation, biological process: SRP-dependent cotranslational protein targeting to membrane; post-translational protein targeting to endoplasmic reticulum membrane. The transcript is spliced from 12 exons. Gene Ontology annotation, cellular component: Sec62/Sec63 complex. The record is from RefSeq and is a predicted model, not a curated record. Lineage: Eukaryota; Fungi; Basidiomycota; Mixiomycetes; Mixiales; Mixiaceae. The coding region runs from base 30 to 2030 and encodes 666 amino acids. Gene Ontology annotation, molecular function: transmembrane protein transporter activity; RNA binding.